CCGUUGCCACCGUACCUCGUUGCGGGAAUAAUCGGUCAAGUCGAUUUCAUUCCGACUGAUUUUGUAUAUUUUCAUUACAUAUUCUUGGUUUCCAAAUACUUGCUAAACCUUUACCCUCAUUAUUGUGCGAAUUCCAUAUCUACCUAUUUACCUUCUGUAUAUCGAGCCAAAACUAGUUUAUUGUUUACUUUCGUUAACUAGGUAUUUAAAAUAAAUAUUGCGAUUUCCUAGAAUGCAAUUAUAGGCUGUUGACCUGCCGUUCUAAAUUCUAUUGCGAUCUACAGCGAUCACGCCAAACUUGCAGAGAUACAUUUAUAUAAAACUUUCAAUUUAUGUCCAUAUCAGUGUUAUGUUUUAUUGGAUUAACAAUGCUUCUGGCCUUGUAUCCUUGUAAAAUGGCGCCUCGCCCGUCGUUAUUAUUAUUACAUUCGAAGCGAACUUCGUGACGAUCUCCAUUCUCCAGCCCCCCGCUUCAACGCUCCCCGCGGAUGCGUAUCCGAUUGUCGCGAGCCGACGACUGGCGUUUACGACUUGUCAAACAAGUUAGGUUAUACGGACUAUUGAAGCGAAAACUUAAAAAAAAUAUCAAAAAUGAACUUAUUAAUGUGUAAAUAAUCUACGCCAUCUUUCUUUACAGAUGUCAGCUGGGUCACAAAUUCAGAUGGCACCACAAACUACUGUCAACACGGGGCAGCCACUACAUAAUCAGGACUCCAAUAUGAGCACAGGGUCUUCGCAUAGUGACAAAGAAGUGGAUGCCUUGACUCCUGAAAAAUCUGCCGCUAUGCGAGGUUCAAAUGCAGUCCCGGGCAGCGCGCUUGUGCCACCGAGUGGUGCCACACCUACUAUAGCAAUGCCAGAAAGAAAGAGGAAACGAAAAGGGGAAGAAGGUGUAGGCGGUGGUGGAGGAGGUGGUGGUAAACCGAGGCACAAUUCAUCAGAUAAAAAUAUUCGGGAAUAUUUUUCUAAGCACCCCUCAUCCAGUCCUGUUCGGCAUGCUGGAGCUAAGUCACCUUCACCUCAGGGCGCUAACUAUCCUAUGUACCCACCGUCACCCUCAUCAUUACUACCUUCGGGAGCUGACUUUUUACGUUCCGCCUCACAACAGCGACCUCACUCUUCUGUAAAACAGAUUCAAACAGAACUGACAUGUCAGAGGAUACAAGAGUUAGAAACUCAAGCUUCAUCUGACUUAGAAGUAAGAAACAAUAGAAUAGAAGAAUUAACAAGAAGUAAUGAAGAGUUAAAACAUCAAGUUCAAGCGCAGAGCAAGGUUAUAGAUCAGCAUAAGUCACAUAUAAACAAAUGUAUAGAAGUGGUAAAGAAAUUGUUAAAUGAGAAAAGUACUAUUGAAAAAAAGGAAGCUCGACAGAGAUGUAUGCAAAAUAGAUUAAGGCUUGGACAGUUUGUUACACAGCGUGUCGGUGCUACUUUUCAAGAAAACUGGACUGAUGGAUAUGCAUUUCAAGAACUUACAAGGCGGCAGGAAGAAAUAACAGCGGAAAAAGAGGAAAUUGAUAGGCAGAAAAAGUUAUUGUCAAAGAAGCGGCCGUCGAAUAACGAGGGUGGUGGCGGACGAGGCAAGCGUACGUCCAGCGUAUCUGCGCCUGCCACGCCGCAGCCGCAACCGCUGCACAACGGCACGGACGCGCCCACCUUCCUCAAACCCGACCCGCUGCCCAGUAUGACGUGGCAAGAGUACUAUGAGGCUGAUGAGAUAUUAAAGUUGAGGCAAAGUGCCUUAAAAAAAGAAGAUACAGAUUUGCAGCUAGAAAUGGAAAAAUUAGAAAGGGAAAGAAAUCUACAUAUUAGAGAAUUAAAGCGGAUACAUAAUGAAGACCAAAGCCGUUUUUCACAGCAUCCUGUGCUCUCUGAUAGAUAUUUGCUGCUAAUGCUAUUGGGCAAAGGUGGAUUUAGUGAAGUUCAUAAAGCAUUUGAUCUCCGGGAGCAGCGUUACACUGCUUGCAAGGUUCAUCAGCUUAACAAAGACUGGAAAGAGGACAAAAAGGCCAACUACAUCAAACAUGCACUUCGGGAGUACAAUAUACAUAAGGCACUAGACCACCCUCGGAUUGUUAAACUUUAUGAUGUGUUUGAAAUAGAUGGAAACUCGUUUUGUACAGUUCUCGAAUACUGCAAUGGACAUGAUCUCGAUUUCUAUCUUAAGCAGCAUAAGACAAUACCAGAGCGCGAGGCGAGGUCUAUUGUGAUGCAAGUAGUGUCAGCUCUUAAGUACCUGAACGAGAUUAAGCCGCCCGUAAUACAUUAUGAUCUAAAGCCUGGUAAUAUUUUGCUAACGGAAGGUAAUGUUUGCGGCGAGAUCAAGAUCACAGAUUUUGGUCUCUCCAAGGUCAUGGAUGAGGAGAACUAUAAUCCUGACCAUGGCAUGGAUCUCACCAGCCAAGGUGCAGGCACUUAUUGGUAUUUGCCACCAGAGUGUUUUGUAGUCGGCAAAAACCCACCAAAGAUCAGUAGUAAGGUGGAUGUUUGGAGUGUAGGUGUUAUCUUCUAUCAGUGUCUAUAUGGCAAAAAGCCCUUUGGACACAACCAGAGCCAGGCUACAAUUCUAGAAGAAAACACUAUUUUAAAGGCAACUGAAGUUCAGUUUGCCAACAAACCUACAGUCAGUAAUGAGGCUAAGAGCUUCAUCCGCGCGUGCUUGGCGUAUCGCAAGGAGGAGCGAAUCGACGUGUUCGGGCUGGCGCGGCACGAGUACCUGCAGCCGCCCAUGCCCAAGCCGCGCGGCGCGGCGGGCGCAGGCGCAGGCGCGGGCGGCGCGGGCGCGGGCGCGGGGGGUGCGGGCGCGGCGCCGGCCGCCUUCAGCGCGGGGCUGUUCGCGGCGGGCUCGUCGUCCUAGCCGCGCCGCGCGCGCCCGCGCCGCCCGCGCCCGCCGCGCCCCUGACGCCGAGGCGCGCUCGCCCCGACCGGCCCGCGUAUUCGCCGCGUGUUCCCCCGUCGCGCGACGUACGCGCGACUGAAAUGACUAUAUCAUUUACGGAUUAAAUUGUUUAAGAUUAUGCUUACUGUUGACUGUAUUUAUUGAGCAGGUGAUAAAAUGUGAUUCUCCAUUUAUGAAUGGUUUUAUCCUUUUGUCACUAGAGAAGAAUCCUUGGGACUAUCCCUAGCAUAUUAUAUAAGUUAUCCCUAUUAAAAAAGUUAAAAAUAUGA
Messenger RNA from Vanessa tameamea, 3168 nucleotides. It is a transcript of the gene Tlk, whose product is annotated as Tousled-like kinase. Lineage: Eukaryota; Metazoa; Arthropoda; Insecta; Lepidoptera; Nymphalidae. The record is from RefSeq and is a predicted model, not a curated record. The transcript is spliced from 14 exons. Gene Ontology annotation, molecular function: ATP binding; protein serine/threonine kinase activity. Gene Ontology annotation, cellular component: nucleus. The coding region runs from base 638 to 2857 and encodes 739 amino acids. Gene Ontology annotation, biological process: intracellular signal transduction; peptidyl-serine phosphorylation; chromosome segregation.